Penicillium odoratum is the source of this 1191-nucleotide messenger RNA. RefSeq lists its product as uncharacterized. Lineage: Eukaryota; Fungi; Ascomycota; Eurotiomycetes; Eurotiales; Aspergillaceae. Bases 1 to 1191 code for a protein of 396 amino acids. The record is from RefSeq and is a predicted model, not a curated record. The transcript is spliced from 3 exons.
AUGCCUCCUCCACCUCCCCUUCCCAAAAGCAUUUUGGGCCGCCACCGUCUCUUAGCCCCCUCGGCGUCGGUGCGUGUCAGCCCACUGUCGUUGGGCGGCAUGAGUAAGAAGACUUUUGUUAUCCCAACGAAAUCCGUACUAACAAGGCGAUAUCCAGGUCUGGGCAACAACUGGAAGGGCAUGAUGGGCGAAUGCACCAAGGAGCAGGCAUUCGAGCUACUAGACGCCUACUACGACCUAGGCGGCAACUUCAUUGACACCGCUAACAUGUACCAAUUUGGCCAAAGUGAGGAAUGGAUUGGCGAGUGGCUCCAGAAGACGGGUCGACGAUCUGAGAUCGUGCUCGCGACCAAGUACACGCUAUCCCCGAUCUUCGGUAAGGCUGUGCAGCAAAGCAACUACGGUGGAACGGGCACUAAAAGUAUGCGCGUGGCCGUCGACGACAGCAUGAAGCGUCUUCAGGUGGAUUAUAUUGAUAUCUACUAUGUCCACGCCUGGGACUUUGCUACCUCUAUCCCUGAGCUUAUGCAAUCGCUCAACACCCUCGUCCAGCAGGGCAAGGUCCUGUAUCUGGGAAUCAGCGACACGCCCGCUUGGGUCGUUACCAAGGCUAAUGCCUAUGCGCGAGAGCAUGGUCUCCGCCCAUUUUCGGUCUACCAGGGCCGGUACAAUGCUAUGAUGCGUGAUCUCGAGCGGGAUAUCAUCCCUAUGUGUCGGGAUGAGGGUAUGGCUAUUCACCCGUGGGGUGUGCUCGGCAGUGGCUACUUCCGCUCGCCCGAUGCUGCGCCGAAAGAAGGUGGUCGCCAAACUCCGCAUGUCAAGACGGGCCGCGAAGGACAGGUGUCAGCUGCCCUGGACAAGGUCGCCAAGCGCCACGAAGUCCCCAUUACGUCUGUUGCACUUGCAUAUGCCAUGCAAAAGUCUCCCUACAUCUUCCCCAUGAUCGGCGGAAACAAGAUCUCCCAGCUCAAAGCCAAUGUUGAGGCCGUGAGCCUAGAGCUCACUCCUGAAGAUAUCGCAGAGAUCAACAAGGGCUAUGAUUUUGAUCUUGGGUGGCCCCACAACUUCCUCAACUUGGCUGGAUUUAUGCCCGAGGGUCCACAACAUGUCUCUUUCCUCGCGGGCUUGGGACAUUUUGACUAUGUUGAGCCUACGGUUGCAAUAAGGCCUAAGACUUCGUUGAGGCAGUAG